GGAGAAGCAGCUUCCCUUCUCCGGUCCACCGACACAGACGGGAGCGAUGGAAGAAGAGUUGAAAUGCCCCGUUUGCGGGUCUCUCUUCAAGGACCCCAUCCUGCUUCCGUGUUCCCACAACGUCUGCCUGGGAUGCGCUCGGAACAUCACCGUCCAGACCCCGGAGGGGGAGACCCCGGUGCAGAGCCGAGCUUCGGGCAGCUCUGACUACGACUACCUGGACAUGGACAAGAUGAGUCUGUACAGUGAGACGGACAGCGGAUACGGCUCCUACACGCCGUGCCAGCUCAAGUCUCCAAACGGGGUGCGGGUGUUUCCGCCUGCGAUCCCCCACCGACAGUGCACCCUCACCUGUCCGCUGUGCCACCGGAGCGUCUCCCUGGACGAGCGGGGGCUCCGGGGCUUCCCUCGGAACCGGCUGCUGGAGGCCAUCGUGGCGCGGUACCAACAGACCCGCGCAGCCUCCUCCUCAUCCUCCAACGCGGUGAAGUGCCAGCUGUGCGACCGCAACCCGGUGGACGCGGCGGUGAUGUGCGAGCAGUGCGACGUCUACUACUGCAACGCCUGCCAGCAGCGAUGCCACCCGUCCCGCGGUCCCCUCGCUAAACACCGACUGGUGCCGCCGCCAAACAAGGCGGCAGGAGGGGGGGCUAGCGGAGGCGGCGGUGGUCAGCAGCCGCCCGCCACCGCGCGGAAACCGGCGACGUGCGUGGAUCACGAAGCGGAAAACUUCAGCAUGUACUGCAGCAGCUGCAAGGCUCCCGUGUGCAUGAAGUGUCUGGAGGAGGGAAAACACGCCAAGCACGACGUCAAACCCCUGGCCGUGAUGUGGAAGCAACACAAAUGUCAGCUUUCCCAGGCGCUGAACGGCGUCUCUGACAAAGCUAAAGAUGCCAAGGAGUUCCUGGUUCAACUCAAAAACAUGCUUCAGCAGAUACAGGAGAACGGUGUGGAGUUUGAAGCUUGCCUCGUGGCUCAGUGUGACUCUCUGAUCGAGGCGCUGACCAGACAGAAAGCCAAACUGCUCACGAAAGUUACCAAGGAGAAGGAGUACAAACUAAAGGUGGUACGUGACCAGAUCACACACUGCACUAUGAAGCUACGGCAGACCACCGGCAUGAUGGAGUACUGUCUAGAAGUCCUCAAAGAGAAUGAUCCAAGUGGUUUCCUCCAGAUCUCAGAUGCUCUGAUCAAGCGAGUGACAUCGUCUCAAGACCAGUGGGUUAAAGGGGCCCUGGAGCCAAAGGUUGGCCCUGACUUUGACCUCACUCUCAAUACCGACUCGCUGCUACAGACCAUCCUACAGCUGGACUUCUGCCAGGGCAAAGUGGAGCCUAGACCCUCAGUGCCUCCAGCUCCUCUCCUGCAGCUGGAGAAGUGCUGCACAAGGAAUAACAGCGCCACCCUGGCCUGGAGGAUAACUAUGCCCACCAUCAACCCCAUCGAGGGCUACAUCCUGGAGCUGGAUGAUGGCAAUGGAGGACAGUACAGGGAGGUAUAUGUGGGGAAGGAAACAGUGUGUACAGUGGAUGGCCUUCAUUUCAACAGUUCCUACAACGCAAGGGUGAAAGCUUAUAAUUCCAUUGGAGUGGGUCCAUACAGCAAGACAGUCAUGCUCAAGACUUCUGAUGUGGCUUGGUUCACCUUUGACCCCACCUCAGCUCAUCGGGACAUUGUUCUGACUAAUGACAACCAGACAGUUAGCUGUAACAGCUAUGAUGACCGUGUGGUGCUGGGGACAGCUGCUUUCUCCAAGGGCAUUCACUAUUGGGAGGUCAGCAUUGAUCGCUAUGACAACCACCCAGAUCCUGCGUUUGGCAUAGCAAGGAUCAACACCAUGAAGGACAUGAUGCUGGGGAAAGAUGACAAAGCCUGGGCCAUGUAUGUGGACAACAACCGCUCCUGGUUCAUGCACAACAACUCCCACACCAACAGGGCAGAAGGAGGCAUCACUAAGGGCUCGACUGUGGGUGUCCUGCUGGAUCUGACUAAACGCACACUGACCUUCUACAUCAACAAGGAACAGCAUGGCCCAACUGCCUUUGAGAACCUGGACGGGGUCUUUGUGCCCGCCGUCAGCCUCAACAGAAACGUGCAGGUGACAUUACUGACAGGCCUGGAAGUUCCAAAGAAUAUCAAACAGUAAGAGCUCCCUCCUUACUCUGAGCGUGCCCUGGAUACAAACCAAUGAUGUCAUGUCCAGUACUGUCAGAUGGGAUCUGUUCCUCUCCCAUCCUUCUCAAGUUGACCCUUAACCUGGACAAUCUUCAUCUCCACGACUUUUUAGACAAGUGAAAAGUUGGCUAUAAAUGUAAUGAUUAAAGCUUGGCGAUGUCACUGCAGAGAUGGCUGGAGGGCCAUACUUUUUCCCACUGCCCAGUUUAUUUUUCUCAAAGAUACAAGCAACACUGACAUUCUCUAUAUUCCAGCUUGCACAGUUUAUGUUAUUUUAAACAAUCUGGGCUGAACUCCGCCCCUUAAAGACUUUUAUAUUGUGCAGGAAAGAUCAUUCUGAGUUGAAAAAUAAAGAAAAAAGUAGACCACAAGCAACACAGUUUUUAGGAGGUGAAAAAAAAAAAACCUGAGAGAAAUGAUUCAGCAGUGCUUUUUGUUGCUCUGCUUCUCUCUCAGGUGUGUUUACAGCCGAGAUGAACACAAGUCAUUUGUAGGAGUUGUGUAGUGGCACCAUGGGUUUUUUCUCUCAUAAAAUAUUUAAAAGCGAAACUCUUGCUUCACACUUUCAUCUCAGUGUUGACUCCAACAGCACUGCCUUCUCUGUGAUUUCUUAUCUGUGGUAAGGAAUCUGACAGCCAUCUUAAAGCUUCCCUCAUGAUCGACUCUCUUUGUCAUGCAAAGUGGCGCAAAGAUCGUCUGAUAGUGUUGUCAGAACGGUUUACAUAUUGAGGUCAGUCUGAGAAGGAUGGAACUUAAUUCUAUUUCAUUUUUCAGUAAUCUGACAGAUCUACCGAGCCAGGGGUGUAUUAUUUUGAAGAAUUCAAUUCUGGUGCCUUCUUUUGGGGAAAACUAUUUUAACGUGACCUGGCACAGGCUUUUUAUGGUAAAAUUGAGUUAAAUACGUCCUUUUUUUCUGCACUCAGAAGUUCUUUUAGAUAAGAUUGUUUUGCACCUUGAAAACACUGCAUUAACCAGGCUUGGGCAAUAUAUAUAUAUAUAUAUAUAUGUAUUUUUUAACAGUUGUCUCACUUUUUAUUGAAGUACACAGUACACAGUGUUUUGACCUAGACACUGAAAAUUCAGCUGUACUGUAUUAUAUAACUGUCAUAUAACCCCUAAGGACAUGUGGAUGUUAACCUGCAAGGAAAGAUGUCUGUGGGUGCUAACAUUGCUAAUAUUAGCCCAACUACUUUUAAACUAGUUGAUUAGUCCAAAUUUACUUUUUAUUUAUAUAAACAAGGUUAUUAUUAUAUGUAGGUUAACCAAUAAAUUCACAGUCCCAAAAGCCUAGAGACCACCAGCCUUUUCUUUUCCUUAUUUGUCUUAAAAACCUAAAACUCUAACAUCAAAAAAGUUCCCACUAAGGUGCAGCAGAUCCCCACAUUUCAACAUCUUUGGCAGUCAACUUUUGGACUCUACUAGAAACAUUAAAAUGAUUGCACCACUUUGUAUGACUUGAUCCACUGGCCAGUGAGAAACAUUACUGUGGUAUUUAAUAAAUCAUGCGGCCAUGCAAUUUGCAUACUGAAACAAACCUAUUUGCCUGCAGGGGCAUCUCAGACUCAAAGAACGUUUUUGACUCUGACAGAUCAUUGUCAGAAAAUGCUCAAACGAAGUGGAAUUGAGUCAAACCUUAAUUUUCUUUGAUUUACAAUUUACAUAUAAAAUAAUACACCCCCAGUCAAUGAGAAAAGUAUGGUCGUCUCAAGAACAUUUCAUUCUGUGCUCAUCUCUCAGUCUCACUGCAGAAUCUCAAGAUGCUUUCAGACACCUUUUAUCUGUGGCCCUGAACGUUAUCUUUUAAAGUCACAUCAGGUAAAGCUACAUAAGCUGCUACAUUUAUCAUCAGGGACUAGAUAUGGCAGCCUAUAGAGGACAGUAGCUUCAACCAGACCACUGUGACUCAGGACAUGAGACACUGUAUAAAGUACAUAGGUAUAAGUACUCUGUUUAUGUAUGUUUUAUCAGUUCAUGCAGCUGAGAAUGGAAGAAUUCAUUAAUUGAGGUUAUUUAAUCUUUAAUUUGUUUAUAUCUGAGCCAUUUUUGUUCCCUAUAAUAAUGUGAGUUUGAGAGGUAGACUGACAUUACUACAUUAUCCUCAAACUGUAAAUACUGAUAUGUGAGUUAUGAUUAUAACAUGUGACAUUAAGCAUGGAUUCAAACAAGUUUACAAACUAUCUGAAGCUGUAUUGUAAAUAGUGUACCGUUUGUCUUUGCAAUGAGUGACCCUGAAACCAACCGCUAUAACAGCUCGCCCCCUGCUGGUGAACGGUGGCGAGAACAAGAUUAAGGCAUCGCUCGACAAAACCUGCCGAUAUCCGUUUUCAUGCUUUUAAUCACAGACUUUUUAAAAUGUGUCAGGAUUUAUGUUACUGUAAAUCACAAACUAUCUCAUGAUAUUUGGACAUUUAAACAUAAAGUUUACAUUAAAAGGGUUGAACAUUUUACAUUGACAAAUUAGUGUAGCACUUGUAUACUUACCGCACCCUCAUUCUUUAAAAUAUACCACAGCAAUGAACAGAAAUAAUGUGUAAGGUUAAGAAUAACUGGUAUUUUUACAGGAAAUGAUCAGGUCUAUUUUGAAUGCCUAUUUUAAAAACAUUUAGUUACUAGUAGAGAUCUAGGGUUCUAAAAUAAAGUAAAUAUCUUUAUUUUUUCUUUAUUUGGACUUUUUACUAAGUUUUUAGGAGGUAGAGAUGGGAUAUUAUAUUUAUUUUUAAAUCAGCAUUGAUAUUUUGAAUGUUAAAUUCUUUACAUUUGCAUUGCAGUAUAUCAUAUUUAUAGGCAUUUAAUACACCUGGGCUAUAUAAUUUUUUUCUGAGAAUGGUCUCAAGGCAGCCACAAAUAGUCAACUCAUGACGUCGAAUCAAAUAUAAAUCCGUAUAUUAUGAUGUGUAAUAUGUACAGGGUGUCCAGAAGGGAUUUAUCACCAGUAUCAACUCUAUCUAAUUUAAUUUAUAUAGCACCAAUUCAGAACAACAGUUGCCUCCAGGUAAAGGCUUUACACUAUUACAGAAAGAACCCCAAUGAUCGCACGAUGCCCUACGAGCAAACACUUGGCGGUACUGGAAGCAAGAUCUCCCUUUUAACAGGAAGACUCAGGGUCAGGAAAGGUGCAGCCAUCUGGUUGGACUGGUUGGGAGGUGACGAGAAACGGGGAAAAAAAGGAGCGCGUGAAAGGACAAAAGACUGACUAUGGGAGAAGGAAAACAAUUUAGUCACAUGUACCCAGUCAACUGAAUUAAAUAGAAUUCGGCUGAAGAAAAUAAAUAAAGAAAAAAAGGCCUCCAUGGAGCGUUUUAAAUCCUGCCAGCAUUGUUUUGUGCCAUUUGGUGUUUGCUGUUAACCCUUUUUUAAUGUGGUGACAGCGUGGAGCCAGACUUCAAUAGAUUCAAUAACAUUUGUUUUAACAUUGCAUAACCACUGUGUAGCUUUAGAUGGAGGGUAGUUUCAGUGGGAAGAAAAUCUGAAUCUGUGUGUUAAUUAUUCUAAUAUUGGGAACAGCAGUUUUGUGGCACUGUGCUGAUGCCAGCCUAAAAAUGUAGUUAUUUUUGGUGGAAAUGAGUAGAACCACACUGAGUUUGAGAAAGACACUAAGACACCAGUGGAAAGAGGCAAUGCUUUGUCUGCCUGUUUUUCUUCUUCUUUUUGGAGCUACCUGCUAGAGCUCAAUAAAGAUGGUUGAACAGUGUAGGCUUUAUAAGUUAAUGAACCAGAUCUUUUGAACUGAACCAAAAACAGAGCUAGUUAUGUAUACUUCAAGCAGAUACAAUAAGUAACUGCACCCGAGAGGCAAAAACAGCACUUUCACCAAGCUUGUUAGCAAAAUCAUGAUAAGAUCUAUUUAAGUUUACAUUUAAGUUACCAUUCAUCUGUAAGUGAAGAUUUUUAACCCAAGUACUCUCCUUACUUAAAUUGAACAUACUUCCUUUGUAACAUGAAUACAGCGUUAGUGCAAAUUUCAGAAUUUAAAGCAGCUUACAUCGGGGGUUUUUUUACCUGAUGUGCCCCAGACUGCCAGCUUUCACCUAAGGGCUACAUUUACAUCAUUUCUGGCUGCUCAGCUCUGACCUUGUUGCCACCUCCCACGCCAGAUGCAAAAACCUGCCCUGAGGCUGACUUUGCUGUAACCAGGAAUAGAUUUCUAGACAAAAGUGAAAUAUCGUGUAACCAGCCUUCUGAAAAGUUUGGAUGAUUUGGGGUUAUGUCUCUGUGGGCUGUAUGGAUGUCAAAAUGAUAUUCAGGAAAUCGUGACUGGAGGCAAUUAAAGCCUCUGCUGAGGGGCUGAAAUCACCCUGUUGUGUUAACAUUUGGUUCCACAUUUUCUUGCCUAAAAAUCACUUAAAACAUUAUUAUGUCACAGAAACGAACAAAAAACAAAUCUUGCAUAUUAAAAUAUUCACACUGCAGUCACUUCUGUCCAGACGUAUUUGUAAGAGUUCUUGUAUGAAAUGUCCCUUUACCCAACACUUACCCACCCAUGAAUGUGACAUAUUUUACCAAUUUAAUUUUAAUGGUAUGGUGCUGGGAAUUACACUAGUAUUAUUAGAUGAUUAUGUUUGAAAAAGUAGAGGAAAAAAUGUAAUUUAUUUACUCUAUAAAGUAUUUAUAAAUAUUUAAUUAUGUAUUUUCUUUUGUUUAAUAUCCUCUUGAAUGGCUACUAAUAUGGUCUGUGUUUGACCAGUAAGGAUUGCAAGUCGAAAACAGCCCGUGUCUGUAAAAUAUUUUCUGAAUAAAGGAGAUGUGCUUACAGCUUCAAACGUGUGACAUGCUGCAGAUGAGCUUCAUGUUUUCCUCUUGUUGAACUGUAUAUACAACAACAAAAAGGCUGCUUCAAGAAAACUGUGUGAGAAACUGUGACCUCACCCAGCUGCACACUGCCAACUCAAAGGUCUUGUUUCAUCAUAGUGUCGCGAAACCCCAACUUUCAUGUUUUCCCUUUAACAAAAUGGAAACGACUGCAAGGGAUGGUUUAUAUGGGAGAAAAACUGUAAGAUCAUUCUGCUUUCUCAUGGUCCAUCCAGCGUGUACACGUGCGUUUCUUCUUGAAAACUUCUGCCAAGACUUUACUUGUGUGUAAUUUUUUAAUUAUUAGGCCCAC
This is a messenger RNA of Oreochromis aureus, 7276 nucleotides long. Its product is annotated as E3 ubiquitin-protein ligase TRIM9. The coding region runs from base 47 to 2146 and encodes 699 amino acids. Lineage: Eukaryota; Metazoa; Chordata; Actinopteri; Cichliformes; Cichlidae. The transcript is spliced from 11 exons. Gene Ontology annotation, molecular function: protein binding; zinc ion binding. The record is from RefSeq and is a predicted model, not a curated record.